AUGGCUUCCUCCGAAGUUGACCAGAAGUUCCUCGGAAAAUGGGCGAAAACCGUCGAAACCGAUAACCCACUCUUGUCAUCGAUGCUUUACAAGAUCCUUGGACUCUCACUAAGCCUUGCAGAGCAACUUGUCACAGCGAAGAAACAGCGCAGACCCGAUGCUGCCCGCGCGCCCCAGUCUCUCGACCUCAUUUUUCACAUCAUCUGGCUUUCAAGAGAGGGCCUAGUGAUGCUGCAGCAAUAUGUGAUUCCUAUGGUGGGAAACCAUACAGAACUCCGGGUAUUGGCGUACAAGCUACGAGCAUCGUUCUACCACAUUUUCGUCCUGUUUCACAACAAACCUGCAGUGUCCACUAUGGGCAUCGCAACUCCAGACACAAUGGCCGGAUUGACCCCACCAAGGACGGACAAGGGCAAAGGAAUCGCAAGGGAGGAUUGGAACUCAUCGCAGGGCUCAAUACAGCCCACACAUGCCCUCGAGGGCGGUCCAGUGAACCCUCCGCCGGGUUUCGCUCCUCGAAGCGGCUCCGACCAACCCGCCGCCUUCCUCGAGCCGCCGAGAGAUUACCUCCCCGAAGCGCACAAGUACUUCAAGGAGGCGAUUGCUCUGGCUGACCAACACCUCUGGGGGUCGCAUUCAUUACGACUCUCCGUCAAGACCGAAUACGCCGCGUUCCUUUACGAGUGUGUGCACGACGCUGACGGGAGCCGAAAACUGGCCAAGGAUGCCAUAUCCGAGGUCUAUGAAGCGACCGAGGGCAUGGACGAUGACAUGUUUUCCGAUGCUUGUGAGCUGGUUACUGUCCUGGGCAAGAUGAUGAAGCGGGGGCUCGGGUCAAGCAAUAACACUUUGACUAGAGGAACAAGUCCUAGUCCAGCUGCACCUCCAGGAACGACAAUGGCCCCCGGCAUGGAGAACCCUAUCUAA
Molecule: messenger RNA, 927 nt
Organism: Colletotrichum abscissum
Lineage: Eukaryota; Fungi; Ascomycota; Sordariomycetes; Glomerellales; Glomerellaceae
Exons: 1
Coding region: 1-927 (308 amino acids)
Biological process (GO): intracellular protein localization; signal transduction
Cellular component (GO): cytoplasm
Source: RefSeq, a predicted model, not a curated record